GAGCAUGCGCACAACUACAGAGGGAACCCUGCUUCUCCUGUCACAACGUUGAGGGGCAAACCGACUGCCGUGUGGACAAGGACUUGGAGAGAUUGCCUGAAGACGUAGAAUGUGAUUAUCAUGGAAGCUGGGCGAUUGAGUCCUUGGUAGAGUGGGCAGGGUACAGACACCCAAGGGAUCCAACCAGCUUCUAAUCAUGCAGGGAGAAGACAGAAAGAGAAGGAAACUGAGUCUGAAUUCCAAAGGCGCAUCGGAUGAAUAUUGUCUAAGAGAGAGACCAAGAGAAGAUGAGUCAAAGAUGAAGAAUAAAAUAUCCAGUUCACAAGUCAAUAGUAAGAAGAAGACAUGGUCAUGGGAUCAGUACCUGGAUGAGGAGAAGGCCGUAGCAGCCCCAGUGAGAGCUUUCACAGAGUAUCAGUCCUUCCCUAGUAACAAGAAUGGAUUUAAGGUGGGGAUGCGGCUGGAGGGCAUUGACCCGCUCCACCCCUCCAUGUUCUGUGUGUUAUCUGUGGCGGAGGUGAUUGGAUAUCGGCUGCGCCUCCACAUUGAUGGAUACUCUGAGUGCUAUGACUUCUGGGUAAAUGCAGAUUCUCCUGACAUAAGGCCCGCAGGCUGGUGCGAGAUGACAGGACGUAAACUCCACCCUCCGAAAGGUUUUAAAGAACAUGAGUUUAGCUGGGCGAAGUACCAAGAGGCUUGCAAUGCUCAAGCUGCACCAAAGAAUCUGUUUAAAACCCCAAAUAGUACGGUGACAACCUCAAAAUUUCAAGUGGGUAUGAAGCUGGAGGCUGUGGACCGGAAGAACCCCUGCCUGGUGUGUGUGGCGACUGUAGCCGACAUCGUAGACAAUCGCUUCCUGGUUCACUUCGACAACUGGGAUGACACGUACGACUACUGGUGUGAUGCCACUAGUCCACACAUUCACCCUGUGGGAUGGUGUCAGGACCAUGGGCGACCUCUUACAGCACCUCAGGGACACCCCAAUCCAGAAAAUUUUCUGUGGGACGAAUACUUAAAAGACACCGGCUCUACUGCUGUUCCAAGCCAGGCAUUUUGUAUGAGAGCGUCACACCGGUUCCAGGUGAACAUGAAGCUGGAGGCAGUGGACAGGCGGAACCCCAUGCUGAUACGGGUGGCUACCGUUGUGGACACUGAGGACUACCGGGUGAAGAUCCACUUUGAUGGCUGGCAUGACAAGUUUGAUUUCUGGGUGGACUCGGACCUACCAGACCUACACCCCUCCGGUUGGUGCGCCCGGACAGGUCACCCCCUGGAACCACCCCUACGACCCUCAGACCUCAAGAGCUCAGCGAACCAGGGAACGUGCCCAACUCCAGGGUGCAGGGGAGUGGGACACAUCAAAGGAGCCAGAUACACAGGACACCACAGUGCCUUCGGCUGUCCCUAUUCAGAGAUGAACAUGAAGAAAGAGGCGACUCUGCCAGAUCGACUUGGGGGCGAGAAACAGAUCACCUUUGUCCCGGUGCACUUUGUGCAGAAAACGAAGCGCCUCAGCCCCGGGGAUGAGGACGAAAAGCCCGAGGACUCUCACAUGGAAACAAGGGCCAUGUUGUCAGGGUAUGAGGGUGCAAGUCGUCUGAGGGGACGGUAUGCCUCGAACCCACGGCCCCCUGGAUAUGUGCUGGUGAAGAGGGAGCACCGGGAUGAACCUUUCACUCAGGGACAGAAGUCACUUUCUCCAGCUGGAAAAAGGGGCAGGCCACAGAGCAGGCUUUCUCAGUCAACAAAGUAUCUGAAAAUCAAAGAAGAGGAGGAGGAGAUUGAUCUGCACAGUGUGUUUAGAGCAGAGCACUGCGUGGACAGCAUGCAGCAGGCCCUCCACCAGUCUGUCUUCUUGUCCGCCAUGUCCGCGCACCCCAGCCGUGACCUGCCCCUCUGCUGGGAACAGCACUGCAAGCUGCUGCCCGGGGUGGAAGGGGUGCAGGCCAGCCGUGUGGCACACUGGACCGUCGAGGAGGUGGCCAGCUUCAUCCAUUCACUGCCAGGCUGUGAGGAACAAGCCAAGCAGUUCCAAGACGAGCAAAUAGAUGGAAAGGCCUUCUUACUCCUGACACAACGUGACAUUGUGAAAAUCAUGAGCGUUAAACUGGGUCCAGCUCUCAAGAUCUACAACUCCAUCCUGAUGUUCAAGCAUGCUGAAGAUAACCAACCAGCAAGCAGUGACGCCAAUACAUGAAGCCAAAUGAAUCCCCAACUCUUAUUUGUAUAUACAAAACAUACUUUAUACUGUGUCUAUUCAUUCCAAGAGCUUCAGUAUACAGAUACACUGAAGACCCUGCUCUGUUUUGGGCUAGUCACUUUUUCACUUGCACACAGCCACCAAACCAGAGGUUUGCCUUUAAAGCUCAAUACGUAGGUGCAAAUGUCAACUCUAAAACACAAUGAUCGUCUAUAUUGUUUAUAUACAUUUUACACACUAUAGAGCUGUGUGUUCUACAGAGGUCUACAGAACUGACAAUCACAUUGUGACAGUUUGGCUGUCAUCUGCUGGGUCGUCAAGGUGCUAUCUGUAUUCAAAUUACUGCAGUUAAAAACUAUACAGGGGUUAACUUCUGAUAUGAUCUUGUCUACUGACUUUAAACUUGGGGAUACCCAAUGUUGUGUUCUCUGAUUUAAUUUGAUUCUGUUUUGUAUAAAUACUAUAUUAUUUC
Molecule: messenger RNA, 2672 nt
Organism: Megalops cyprinoides (Indo-Pacific tarpon)
Lineage: Eukaryota; Metazoa; Chordata; Actinopteri; Elopiformes; Megalopidae
Product: lethal(3)malignant brain tumor-like protein 4
Exons: 20
Coding region: 197-2197 (666 amino acids)
Biological process (GO): regulation of DNA-templated transcription
Cellular component (GO): nucleus
Molecular function (GO): zinc ion binding; protein binding
Source: RefSeq, a predicted model, not a curated record